UACUUCCCGGGGGUCUCCAGGUUCCGCGCUCUACGGCGCUGGCGCUGCUGAGCUGGAAUGUCGGCGUCUGGCCGGGAGGACGCCCCUGGUCCUCCUGGCAGCUACGCGAAGCGGGUCCUGGUGACCGGGGGUGCUGGAUUCAUUGCGUCCCAUGUGAUUGUCUCCUUAGUAGAAGACUAUCCCAACUAUAUGAUCAUAAACCUUGACAAGCUGGAUUACUGUGCAAGCUUGAAGAAUCUGGAACCUAUUUCUAACAAACAAAACUACAAAUUUAUACAGGGUGACAUUUGCGACUCCCACUUUGUGAAGCUGCUGUUUGAGGUGGAGAACAUAGAUAUAGUCCUGCAUUUUGCUGCACAGACGCAUGUAGAUCUUUCAUUUGUCCGUGCCUUUGAAUUUACAUAUGUCAAUGUUUAUGGCACUCAUGUUUUGGUAAAUACUGCUUAUGAAGCCAGAGUGGAAAAAUUUAUUUACGUCAGCACAGAUGAAGUAUAUGGAGGCAGUCUUGAUCAGGAGUUUGAUGAAUCAUCACCCAAACAACCUACAAACCCUUAUGCUUCAUCUAAAGCAGCCGCUGAGUGUUUUGUACAGUCUUAUUGGGAACGAUACAAGUUUCCAGUUGUCAUCACCAGAAGCAGUAAUGUUUACGGACCACAUCAGUAUCCAGAAAAGGUUAUUCCAAAAUUUAUAUCUUUGCUCCAACACGACAGGAAAUGCUGUAUUCAUGGAUCGGGGCUUCAAAGAAGAAACUUCCUUUAUGCUGCUGAUGUAGUGGAAGCAUUUCUCACUGUCCUCAGAAAGGGAGAACCAGGAGAAAUCUAUAACAUUGGGACCAACUUUGAAAUGUCAGUUGUUCAGCUUGCAAAAGAGCUAAUACAGCUGAUCAAAGAGACCAGUUCGGAGUCCGAAACGGAAAGGUGGGUGGACUACGUUGAUGACAGACCUCACAAUGACAUGAGAUAUCCAAUGAAGUCUGAAAAAAUUCACAGUUUAGGAUGGAAGCCCAAAGUGCCUUGGGAAGAAGGAAUAAAGAAAACAGGCAGAGAAAUAGAGGAAGACAGCCCAUGUCUUCUGGCCUUUCCAAACACAUGCACAAGCUUGGGAAGUGCUUUGUCUGCCAUGGAGUGAUGCUUGCAGCUUUACCCUGCCAACAAGAGUGUUUUUAAAGUUAAUAUAAUCAGAUGUAUAGAUCCAUGUUUUUUGUUUUAAAGAUCAUAUGCAUGUGUUGCAGAAAUUGAAGAUUAAGUAAAAAAAAAAAGGCAUCUUACCACUGGACGAUCACUUGUUAAUAUUUUGACAUAUGUUCUUGUUUGGUGCAUAUCCACAUAAUUUGUGAAAACUAAAUGUGGGAUUAUCAUGGACAUACUAUUUGGAGGGUUUUUUUGUUUUUGUUUUUGUUUUUGUUUUGUUUUGUUUUUCCUAUUGACAGUAUUUCAUAGAUACUUUGAUAUGGGAUCUUUUGCCAUUUUUAAUGACUAUAGAAUUAUGUUUGAUAGCUUAUUCUGGAAACAGUAUGAAAGAUGAGUCUAAGGAUGGCAGGAUUGAGCUCCCACUGGCAUUCAUCUUAGGAAGCUUUGCCAUGAAUCAGGCCGUUGACACUCAGGCCUGAAGCACAGCCCUGCAAACAGAUAGAGCUGAUGACAGACUGGAGAACUUGUAGAUUACAAACUCACUGAUUGAUGACAGGUGGUAAAGCUGUUGCUGGACUUGGGUGGUAUUUGAAGGCUUAGAAUGUGGGACUGGAAGGAUAAGUUUAGGAGUCGGGGCUCUUACUCAAAAAGAGUCACAUAUAUGAAUGUGUAGAUCAAGUUGGUGGGCUCAAGAGCUAGAAAAACAUAUUUGGGGCCUAAAUGGCUGUUAACACCUGAGAGUGGGACCUGGAGGUGAUGGGACUUUUAAGAGAAGGCUGAGUAGGUGGAUGCAACCUUUGGUAGGGAUUAAUGUAACUUUCCCAGAAACCUGGUUAGUUUCCAGGAGAAUGAAUUGUUACAAAAGAGUAACAGCAACAACCUCUGCUCUUAUGGCUUCCUGUCUUCACUGUGAGAUCUGUUGCACACACACACAGUUUUUCAGAUUUAUUCAGUGUGUGUGUGUGU
This is a messenger RNA of Onychomys torridus (southern grasshopper mouse), 2096 nucleotides long. It is a transcript of the gene Tgds, whose product is annotated as TDP-glucose 4,6-dehydratase. The record is from RefSeq and is a predicted model, not a curated record. Lineage: Eukaryota; Metazoa; Chordata; Mammalia; Rodentia; Cricetidae. Gene Ontology annotation, biological process: nucleotide-sugar metabolic process. The transcript is spliced from 12 exons. The coding region runs from base 58 to 1128 and encodes 356 amino acids. Gene Ontology annotation, molecular function: dTDP-glucose 4,6-dehydratase activity.